Molecule: messenger RNA, 672 nt
Organism: Pseudomassariella vexata
Lineage: Eukaryota; Fungi; Ascomycota; Sordariomycetes; Amphisphaeriales; Pseudomassariaceae
Exons: 3
Coding region: 1-672 (223 amino acids)
Source: RefSeq, a predicted model, not a curated record
AUGGAACAUCCAGUCCACGAGAUCGGAGGCGUCAUCGCGGCCCUCUGCCAAGGUACCGCCGAGGAACAAGAAGUAGCGCUCAAAGACUACUACACACCCGACGCCUACUUCGUGCACCCAUUCUGCCGUGUACCCUCGUUUUCGGGCUUUGAGCUUCCUUUCAUCGGCACCAAGGUCGAUUCGCGUUUCAUUCUAAAGUUUGUCUACCAAUGGUAUCGCAUCCUGAGCCCGCAGAUUGAUAUCAAGAUCGACUCGACUGUUUUCGACCAACGUCAACGGUUGCUUUACCUGACGAUCCGCCAAGUCUUCACCAUCUGGAUUGUCCCGUUCUCGCUGUGGCAGGCGCACGUGAAGCUCGUCACUGUUCUCAAGCUUGAUGCAUUACGCGAGGGACCCAACGGCCAGCUGAUGCCCGGCGACGGCGGCAACGCCCCCAGCAAUGGAAACGCUAGAACCAAGUACUACAUUCGCGGACAGGAGGACUUGUAUCAGGUGAAUGAGUUCGUCAAGUUCGUUGCACCCUUUGGCGCCCACUUUGUCUGGACUCUUUGGCAAUGGUUUGCCACAUUCCUGUGCAUAGUCGGAGUCGUCCUGUUCUGGCCUCUGACCGCCGUCCGUAACUACGUCCUGCAGAAGGGUGCUCAGUGGAAGCUCGGGGCCAAAAGGCAGUAG